ACCGCUGGGUCACAAAGCGGUCCUAUGAUUGAUUAGCUGACGGAGACAAGAUUGAGUAGCAACUGGUGAUAAUAUGCGCGUUUGGAGCGAACGUACGAUUCUGACACGAUCUUGGGGAAUCAACACAAGUGGAUAAAGUAGAGAUUAGACAACCAAGUCUAUAAAACAAAUCUCCUUUGAUUGUUUGUCGUAAUAUCAUCAACUUCGAGUACUAGACAUCCAACAACAAUUCCAUUGCCGUCAUUUCCGUUUAUUGAAUUUGCACUCAAAGGACGUCAAGUUCAGGGAGAAGAAUUUGAGCACAUGCAAAUGAUCUGAUUAGCACAGCUAUGGAAUCAACGUAUUUUGUAUCCUUCAAAAUUUUUAUUAUUUCAGUUAUGGUGAUUCCCAAUUCUUAUUAUCAAGGUUCUUCGACAGUGACAGCGUCAUUCCCUUUGACAAACUUGUGUUACGACAACUACGGUAGGCCUCAAAGAUGUUUACCAGAAUUUCACAACUUGGCGUAUGGGAAGAAGAUCAAUGCAAGCCAGACUUGUGGCAGGCCUCCGCGAAAAUUUUGCAAAUGGGAGCUGCGCGGAUAUACAUGCGAUGUAUGCGAUAAUAGAUUUCCAAGCAAGACUCACUCGGUCAAAUAUCUCACUGAUUUGCACAACCAAAAUAAUGUGACUUGCUGGCUAGCGGAUCCUAAGCAGUCCCGCCAGAACGUGUCAUUGACACUCUCGCUUGGUAAAACAUACGACAUCACCUAUAUUAGCCUACAAUUCUGUGGCCCAAAGCCGGACUCUAUGGCCAUAUACAAAUCAGUGGAUUUCGGCAAGAGAUGGCAGCCGUAUCAGUUUUACUCUAGCUCAUGCAGUCAGAUGUAUGGAAGGCCUGAGAAAUCUUUCGCCAGCCAAGAAAAUGAACAAGAAGCACUGUGCACGGAUGCACACCUCAAAAAGCCCCUUCAAGGAAGUUGGAUAGCGUUCAGCACGCUAGAGGGACGGCCCUCAGCUAAUAAUUUUGAAUCCAGCCAAGUCCUUCAAGAGUGGGUUAGCGCGACAAACAUCAGGAUUGUAUUCGACCGCACUAGCGCGUCCAAAAGGAAACAGGAUUAUUAUUAUUACGCCGUGUCAGACUUUGCGGUGGGUGGACGGUGCCGCUGUAACGGACAUGCCGCUCGGUGCCCCAUCGGUCGUGACGGACAGCCAGUUUGUGAAUGCAGGCACCACACGACUGGUAGCAACUGCGAGCAAUGUAAAGCAUUUUUCAACGACCGACCGUGGAGGCCUGCAACCGAGUCCUCUGCAAACGAAUGUGUAGCCUGCAAUUGUAACUUGCACGCCAAAGCGUGUGAGUUUAACAAGGAGUUGUUCAAGUUGUCUGGUGGCCACAGUGGAGGGGUGUGUAUCCACUGCAGACACAAUACGGCUGGAAGGUUUUGCCAUUACUGCAAAGAGGGCUACUACAAGGACUCUUCAAAGGAUAUCACAGACAGAAGAGUCUGCAGACCAUGUUCCUGCCACCCGCGAGGAUCGAUGGGAAAAGUUUGCGACCAGAGCACAGGUCAGUGUCCGUGCAAGGAAGGAGUGACUGGAAGAGAGUGUGACAAAUGUGCAGAGGGUUAUAAGACUACAAAGAGCGCCAUAGCACCUUGUAUCAAACCACCAUACCCGGUGAUGUCGAUUCAGCCCGAUGGAUCAUCCUGCUUCCAGUGCAAGGGAGCCGGUCUUUCAGGAAGGAAAUUCUGUCGAAAAGAUUUUGCAAUGAAAGUCGCUGUUCUUGGGUUGGACAGAACAUUGCAAGGAGAAUGGGUCCGAGUAACCGUCAACGUCAUGACACGUUACAAGCGUUCAUUGGUCCGUUUGAAAUUAGGAAAUGAAUUUCUUUGGAUUCCGAAACGAGACCACAAAUGCAAAUGCCCCAAGCUCCGUCCUGGCCGGCAUUACUUAAUAGCUGGCUCAAUUAAAUCCUCUCGUCAGAGAAGGAAAAUUGUUGUGAACAACCGCAGCAUGGUAGUCACGUGGAAUAAGAGCAUGGAGAGAAGAGUGGAACGAAUGAAGAAGAGGUGUCAAAAACAAACACAGCUUUGAAUAUCGAUGUAAUGAAAGCAAGCGUUCGGAAAUGUAAUUAGAAACCAGGAAAACGAGGAUUGGAAAGAACUAAUCUAGAAGAGGAGUCAGAACGAAACACGAUUUUGAACUACGUCGCAAUGCACAGCAAAUCUCGAAAAUUUUAGUAGACACAAGUAAAACUGGUGUGGUAAAAGAAACAGUUGAUAUUGUUCAGUCUGGGGUACUUGUGAAGAAAGCGAGAAUAUGAACAGAAGGGGAAGAAAGGAAAAGUCUACCGGUAUAUCAGUAGAAUGUGUUUCCUAUCUUUAGGAUGUCUUGAAGCAGCCGACUUUUCUCUUUCUCUUUUAGAGGCCCUCAAACAAAAAAUUGGAAAACCACUUAAUUCUUCCGUUUUUAUCAUCUGAACACGUGAAAAACCACCUCGCCAAACAACGCGUCGAUCCACGACGAGGCUCUCAUAGUUUUUGAAGAUCUUUUGUAUUUUUUCAAAUAUUUUUCCCUCAAAAAAACUCCAAGAUCGUGAGUAAUAACAGAGCACAAUAUUCAUUUUCUAUGAUUUCCGAUUGAGAUUAUAUUAAAUCAUAGUUAAUAUGUAACCCCAAAUCGUUGUGAAAUAUUUCAGGAAAUUAACCUGAAAUUUAAAUAAUAUAUGAUUGUAUAAUUCCUCCUUAUUGAUGACGUCAAU
Messenger RNA from Pocillopora damicornis (cauliflower coral), 2739 nucleotides. Its product is annotated as netrin-1. Gene Ontology annotation, molecular function: protein binding. The record is from RefSeq and is a predicted model, not a curated record. Gene Ontology annotation, biological process: motor neuron axon guidance; tissue development; dendrite development. Lineage: Eukaryota; Metazoa; Cnidaria; Anthozoa; Scleractinia; Pocilloporidae. Gene Ontology annotation, cellular component: basement membrane.